CUAGACUUCUUUGCAUGUUGGUUGAAGAAAUGGAGGACCACGUGGACGUCAAGGGACUACAAUUCCCAGGAUGCACUUUGGAACUCGCCCUUCCAGACACGUGCGCACGUGCCCUUCGGCGUUCCCUCGCGGGGACCUGUCUGCAGCCCCGCCCCCCUUCCCCAGGGGCCGGCCGGCCUGACAGCCGGGUCAGAGAGCGCAUGCGCCCCGCCGCCUGCUCCUUCUCGGCCUCCUCCCCGCGUCCGCCCUCGCUCGCACACGCGCUCCGCCCGAGCCGGCGCUUCGCUCUCCUCCGCGCGGCCCCUUUUUGUCCCUUCCGGGCCGCGGUGCAGGCGGCGGCCUCGCGGAAGCGGCGACGGUUGGCGAAGAUGGCGGCGGCGGCCUCCCGGGGCGGCAGGCGGGGCGGCGGCGGCGGGCAGGGCGGCGGGGCGGCCGAGGAGGAGGCGCCGCCGCCGCUGCAGGCCGUGCUGGUGGCGGACAGCUUCAACCGCCGCUUCUUCCCCAUCUCCAAGGACCGCCCCCAGGUCCUCCUGCCCUUGGCCAACGUGGCCCUGAUCGACUACACCCUGGAGUUCCUGACUGCCACCGGGGUGCAGGAAACCUUUGUCUUCUGCUGCUGGAAGGCCGCUCAGAUCAAAGAGCACAUACAGAAGUCCAAGUGGUGCCUCCCCACCUCGCCCAACGUGGUCCGCGUCGUGACCUCGGAGAUGUACCGCUCCCUGGGGGACGUGCUCCGGGACGUGGACGCCAAGGCCCUGGUGCGCUCCGACUUCCUGCUGGUCUAUGGGGACGUCGUCUCUAACAUCAACAUCACCCACGCCCUGGAGGAGCACAGAUUGCGGAGGAAACGGGAGAAGAACGUGUCUGUGAUGACCAUGAUCUUCAAGGAGUCCUCCCCCAGCCACCCCACCCGCUGCCCCGAGGACAACGUUGUGGUGGCCAUGGACAGCGCCACCCGCCGGGUCCUCCACUACCAGAAGACUCACGGCCUCCGGCGCUUCUCUUUUCCGCUGAGCUUGUUCCAGGGCAGUGGGGAAGGAGUGGACAUUCGGUACGACCUGCUGGACUGCCACAUCAGCAUCUGUUCCCCUCAGGUGGCCGAGCUCUUCACUGACAACUUUGACUAUCAGACCCGGGACGACUUUGUGCGGGGCCUGCUGGUGAAUGAGGAGGUGUUGGGAAACCACAUCCACCUGCACAUCACUACGCGGGAGUACGGAGCCCGCGUGUCCAACCUGCACAUGUAUGAGGCCGUGUGCGCCGACGUGGUUCGCCGCUGGGUCUACCCCCUGACCCCGGAGAUGAACUUCACGGACAGCCCAGCCCAGAGCUGCACUCACUCCCGACACAACAUCUACCGGGGGCCGGAGGUCAGCCUGGGCCAUGGCAGCGUCCUGGAGGAGAACGUGCUCCUGGGCGCCGGCACUGUCAUAGGCAGCAACUGCUUCAUCAGGAAUAGCGUCAUCGGCCCCGGCUGCCACGUCGGUGAUAAUGUCUUACUGGACCGGGCCUACUUGUGGCAGGGCGUUCGGGUGGCCAGCGGGGCGCAGAUUCGCCAGUCUCUGUUGUGCGAUCACUCCGAGGUCAAGGAACGGGUCGUUCUGAGGCCGCGCUGCGUCCUCACCUCCCAGGUGGUGGUGGGCCCAGACCUGGAGCUGCCCGAAGGCUCGGUCAUCUCGCUGCAUCCCCCCGAUGAGGACGAGGAGGAGGACGAUGGCCAGUUCAGCGACGACUCAGGAGCAGACAGGAAAGAGAGGGUGAAGUCAACAGGUUACAACCCGUCUGAUGUGGGCACGGAGGGCCAGGGCUACCUCUGGAGAGCGGAGGGAGCGAGCCCCAGGGACGAGGACGAUGACGAGGAGCUGCGGCAGAGCCUGUGGGGACUCACAAUCAAGAUGGACGAGGGGAGUGAAAGUGACAGCGAGCAGAGUCUGGGCUCCCAGGAGCUGGACAGCCGGGCGGGCUCGCCACAGCUGGACGACAUUAAGGUGUUUCAGAAUGAAGUGGUGGGGACGCUGCAGCGGGGCCAAGAGGAGAACAUCUCCUGUGACAACCUGGUCCUGGAAAUCAACUCCCUGAAGUACGCUUAUAACAUCAGCCUCAAGGAGGUGAUGCAGGUGCUGAGCCAAGUGGUCCUCGAGUUCCCCCUGGAGCAGCUCAACUCCCAGUUGGACCCCAACAGCUACUGCGGCCUCCUGCUACCUCUGCUCCGGGCCUGGAGCCCUGUGUUCAAAAACUAUGUCAAGCGCACAGCAGACCAUCUGCAGACCCUGACGGCUAUCGAGGACUUCUUCCUGGAACACGAAAGCCUGAUCACCUCCCUAGCCAAGGUGCUGAUGACGUUCUAUGAGCUAGACAUCCUGGCCGAGGAGACCAUUCUGCAGUGGUUCAAUCAGAGGGACGUGUCCGACAAGGCCAAACAGCUGCGGAAGAACCAGCGGCUACAGAAUUUCAUCCGGUGGCUCAAGGAGGCCGAAGAGGAGUCGUCGGGAGAUGAGCAGGACUGAGGCCUGCCGGGGCUGCCCCGUGGGGGUGAGGGAAGCCCAGGCACGAGCAGCCAGCCUGUGCCCUGGGACUCGGGGAUCCUUCCUCCCAAGCAGAAGCCCCCGGGCCCCCCUCGGCAAUUGAGCCAUGGAAAGGGGACCAUCUGCAGCAAGAAAGACCCGCCCAGGGAUGGAGCACCCCGUCUGGGCCUCGGGUCGCCGAGACCUCAUCUCUAGCACGAAGCUUUUCUGAGGACGCGGCUCCCCUCUGCCCGCCUGACCUCUGGGGGGCGGCGGUGCGGCCGGGGCCUGGGCUGCUUGUCU
This is a messenger RNA of Sarcophilus harrisii (Tasmanian devil), 2807 nucleotides long. It is a transcript of the gene EIF2B5, whose product is annotated as eukaryotic translation initiation factor 2B subunit epsilon. Gene Ontology annotation, molecular function: translation initiation factor activity; guanyl-nucleotide exchange factor activity; translation initiation factor binding. Bases 15 to 2507 code for a protein of 830 amino acids. Gene Ontology annotation, cellular component: eukaryotic translation initiation factor 2B complex. NCBI's taxonomy places the organism in Eukaryota, Metazoa, Chordata, Mammalia, Dasyuromorphia, Dasyuridae. The record is from RefSeq and is a predicted model, not a curated record. The transcript has 16 exons.